GUUUUCAUCUUGAUAUGUGUUCGCUGUUCGGUAUCUUCGGUGUAAUGGUUAAAUCGCCUAAAGCCUUGGCCUUUUGUUGUUCUUGACCAAUUUCCUUAAACCCUUUGAGCUUUAAGGAUGAAAGUUUGGCCUAAAGUGUGGAUUUUGGGGUUUGCUUAGCAAAAACGACAGAUUUUUGAAUUGGUACAAACGAAAGUGAAGCACUUAAAUGGUUCUUCUCCACACAAGUGUUGGAUUCUUCAAACGUUUCUCGACUUCAGCGACUCAAUCAACAUCCUCUGCUUCCGAUUGGAAAACUCAACAGACUCUGUUUCGAUUAGCCACCGAAAUCUCUUCUAUUCUCUUACAACGUCGCAACUGGAUCAGUCAUCUCCAAUAUGUUAAGUCCAAGCUCCCAAGGUCAACACUUACUUCACCGAUAUUUCUCCAGAUCCUCCGUGAAACUAGAAAAUGUCCUAAAACCACUCUUGAUUUCUUCGAUUUUGCCAAAAUCCAUCUCCGGUUCGAGCCGGAUUUUAAGUCUCAUUGUCGAGUAAUUGAAGUUGCUACUGAAUCAGGUCUGUUGGAACGAGCAGAAACACUCUUGCGUCCUCUGGUUGAAACCAAUUCUGUGUCUUUAGUUGUUGGAUCGAUGCAUCGGUGGUUUGAAGGUGAAGUUUCACUCUCUGUCUCGCUUAGCUUAGUGAUUGAGUGUUAUGUCCUUAAAGGGUUGUUACCAAAAUGGCUUGGAAAAAAUCAGUUUAGAGUGGCUUUGUGUUUGUAUAGUGCUAUGGUUCGAAACGGAAUUGUCUCCAAUGAGUUAACUUGGGAUUUGGUUGCUCAGAUUUUGUGUGAACAAGGGAGAUCCAAGAGUGUUGUUAAAUUGAUGGAAACAGGUGUUGAAAGCUGCAAGAUUUACACCAAUCUUGUGGAAUGUUAUAGCAGAAAUGGAGAGUUUGAUGCCGCGUUUAGUUUAAUUCAUGAGAUGGAUGGCAAGAAACUGGAGUUGAGUUUCUCUUCUUACGGUGGCGUAUUGGAUGAUGCAUGUAGAUUGGGAAAUGCUGAGUUGAUCGAUAAGGUUCUUGGUUUAAUGGUGGAGAAAAAGUUUCGUACUUUAGGUGAUUCGGCUGUGAAUGAUCAAAUGAUUGAAAGACUUUGCGAUAUGGGGAAAACGUUUGCCUCUGAGAUGCUUUUCCGUAAAGCCUGCAAUGGUGAAACAGUAUUACUGUACUUGAUGAGAGUUGCUAUAACUGAAUUCGCAAAUGCCCUUUGCAGAGAUGAUAAUAGCUCAGAGGAAGAAGAGGAAUUGCUUGUAGAUGUUAUAAAGUGCGGUUUUGUUCCUUGUACACACAAGUUAUCAGAAGUUUUAGCAUCUAUGUGUCGGAAAAGAAGGUGGAAAUCCGCAGAGAAGCUUCUUGAUUCGGUUAUGGAAAUGGAGGUUUAUUUUGAUUCUUUUUCAUGUGGGUUGUUGAUGGAACGUUACUGCAGAAGCGGGAAAGUAGAGAAAGCACUGGAACUACAUGAAAAGAUAAAGAAGAUGAAAGGAAGUUUAGAUGUUAAUGCUUAUAACGCGGUUCUUGAUCGGCUUAUGAUGAGGCAAAAAGAGAUGGUGGAAGAAGCAGUUGGAGUGUUCGAGUAUAUGAAAGAGAUGAAAUCAGUGAACAGCAAAAGUUUUACAAUUAUGAUCCAAGGGCUUUGUCGUGUGAAGGAGAUGAAGAAAGCUAUGAGAUCUCAUGAUGAAAUGUUGAGAGUGGGUAUGAAACCUGAUUUAGUAACCUAUAAGCGUCUUAUCUUAGGUUUCAAAUGAAAACUUUUGGUUCAGUCUGAGAUUUGAAGAAGAUCCAAAUGAAUCAAAACAUUUGAGUUAUACAACAAGUCUACUCUUCUGUAAGAAGAACGUUACAACAAAAUACCAUAGAGGGUUUUCAAGAUCGAAGUUUCAAAAAUUUGUCAAACAAGAACAAGGGGGGAAAUGUUAUAAUGAAUGAAUACAAUAAUA
Molecule: messenger RNA, 1978 nt
Organism: Arabidopsis arenosa
Lineage: Eukaryota; Viridiplantae; Streptophyta; Magnoliopsida; Brassicales; Brassicaceae
Source: the annotation of a GenBank genome assembly